This is a messenger RNA of Ipomoea triloba (trilobed morning glory), 1131 nucleotides long. RefSeq lists its product as uncharacterized. The transcript has 6 exons. Gene Ontology annotation, cellular component: RNA polymerase I complex. Bases 141 to 824 code for a protein of 227 amino acids. Gene Ontology annotation, biological process: DNA-templated transcription initiation. The record is from RefSeq and is a predicted model, not a curated record. NCBI's taxonomy places the organism in Eukaryota, Viridiplantae, Streptophyta, Magnoliopsida, Solanales, Convolvulaceae.
AGAUUUUGGGGUGUGCAGGAUUAUCGGGUUAUUCGGGUAUGCUCUUUGCCGCUGCUAUCAAGGCAAAUUCGAGUUAGAUCAAUCGUCGAAAGAAAGGAAUUUGGAUUAAAAAAUUGCUGAAACCAAACACGAGGGUUCCAAUGGAUGCAUUGAAACAAUGCGAGGCGAAUUUUGUGGCAUAUCUGCACCCAUCUAAGUCCAAGCAUGUCAAGGAUGCGGUGUAUCGUGAACUAAGCUCCCUGCUUUUCAAGUUUGAUGAAGCUUUAGAUGGCGUGGUACUGGCCUACGAACCAAAGUUUCAUAGUAAUUUGGCAAAAAUUCUACCGGGAAUUCACCCAUAUUUUGGUGUGAGGUUUCAAGCAAAGUUGUUACUCUUUAAUCCAAAGCAGGAUAUGCUUUUAGAAGGAGAGGUAGUGAAAGUUUGCCUACAGUCUAUUCACAUAGUUGUUCUUGGAUUUUCAUCUGCCAUUAUAGCGGAUGAGGACGUUCACAGAGAAUUCAAAUAUAAGAUUAAACAUGGUGAGGAAGUAUUUGUCAGCAAAUCUCACAGGAGACACAAGAUUAAAGUGGGAACAAUUGUACGUUUCUCUGUCAAGAGUUUUGAUGAAGAGAUACUACACAUAUGUGGAUCAUUAAUUCCUGCUGAUACUGGAAAUGUUAGUUGGUUGGAAUCAAAUAGAGAAGCACAGACAAAGAGUGACCCUAAAAAGAGUGGAACUGAGAGGCCAGUGGAAAAACUGGAGUAUGGCAACGGAAGGAUAGGUGAAGAAAAUAUGAAUGCAGAUAAUCAACCUAAGAAAUCUAAGAGACGAAAACUGGAGUGAGUUGAUUUGCCCACAAGUCGAAUGUUUUUAGCUUUGUCUCUACAAGGCAGGGGAACAAUUAUGCUUCUGUUCUUCUCAUUUGCACUAGAUUCCUAAGUUCAUACUUGGGCCUGAAAAUCUUUAACCACAUUUAACUAGAAAAUAGGAACCCAAUGAUCCAUCCAUCUUGCUAUUUGGACCUUACUGCCUUUCUUGUAUAUCCCUCAUCCACAGCCCAUUUGGACAGAUUGCAGAUUUAUGUACUUGUUAAAACAUUGCUAAUGUAUACAUGGCUAUUCUUACUUUCAUUCCAAAACUGUUAAACCUC